Molecule: messenger RNA, 1292 nt
Organism: Polyodon spathula (Mississippi paddlefish)
Lineage: Eukaryota; Metazoa; Chordata; Actinopteri; Acipenseriformes; Polyodontidae
Product: serpin I2-like
Exons: 8
Coding region: 1-1245 (414 amino acids)
Biological process (GO): negative regulation of endopeptidase activity
Molecular function (GO): serine-type endopeptidase inhibitor activity
Source: RefSeq, a predicted model, not a curated record
AUGAGAGUGUCAAUCAUCCAGAAUGUUUUGCUGAUGUUCCUCGGAGGAGUCCCUGUAACACAAUGCAGCCCUCAGCCCAGUCCAAGUGAUAUCCAUGUGGGGUUUGCACUGGAUCUUUACCGUGUCAUCGGAGAAUUACAAAAAGAUGAGAACAUUGUCUUUUCACCACUCAGCGUCACACUGGCCCUAGGAAUGGUGGGGCUGGGUGCAAAGGAGACAACUCUACAUCAAAUCAGAAAAGCAAUAAAAGACGAUGAGAAUCAAGAAGGACCUGAAUUUACUAUACUCAGAAGCAUUUCCAAAGCAAUGACGGCUACGACUGCAAGUAAAGACUACGCACUCAAGCUUGCCAAUGCUCUGUAUGUCCAGCAGGGAUCAAUGUUAAGGGAUCAAUAUCUCCACAGGAGCAAGGAUUAUUUUAAUGCCACAAUCAAAAUGGUAAACUUCCAUGACCGUGCAGUGACUGCAAAACGUUUAAAUUCCUGGGUGAAAAAUCAAACCAAUGGCAAAAUAAAGCAUUUGUUUUCAAGCCAAGAAUUUAACCCCCAUACUAGAAUGGUUCUAGUGAAUGCUAUCUACUUCAAAGGAGCGUGGAAACAGAAGUUUAGCCCAGAGAACACGCUAUUGAUGGAUUUUACUAAGCAGGAUGGUUCCGUAACACAAAUCCCAAUGAUGCACCUAAAGUUAACCACAAAUAUAGGAUAUUUUACAAAUGACAUGACGGAGUUCCGGGUGUUGGAAUUGCUUUACAGUGGAGACAAGGCCAGUUUAAUUGUGAUACUUCCUGCCAAGUGCAAUGACAUUGAAUACGUUGAAAAACUCAUAACAGCUGAGAAAAUACACACAUGGCUCAGCGAGAUGACAGAAGAAGAGGUGGAAAUAAAGCUGCCAAGGUUUAAAAUCGAACAGAAGACCAAUCUGAAAGAGUCUCUCCGACACCUCAAUGUGACUGAGAUAUUUGAAAGUGGGUCUAACCUUUCCAGGAUGUCAGAUUCCAUGGAACUACACAUUUCUAAAGCAGCCCAUCAGGCGUUCAUUGAGGUCAAUGAAGAAGGAAGUGAAGCUGCAGCCUCAACAGGUAUGCAAGCAGCAGUGAUAAUGAGUUUGCAACAUCACAAAUUUGUGGCUGAUCAUCCAUUCCUGUUUAUCAUAAAACAUAACACCCCAGGAUCUAUUUUAUUUAUGGGGCGAGUGAUGAAUCCUGAGAUAAUGAGCUCAAACGGAAGAGACACUGAAGCUUUGUAAAAUAUUGGAAAAAAAAAAGCUCAACAUCUUAGUUAGCUGAAAAAGUC